Papaver somniferum (opium poppy) is the source of this 729-nucleotide messenger RNA. RefSeq lists its product as uncharacterized. The record is from RefSeq and is a predicted model, not a curated record. The transcript is spliced from 2 exons. NCBI's taxonomy places the organism in Eukaryota, Viridiplantae, Streptophyta, Magnoliopsida, Ranunculales, Papaveraceae. Bases 1 to 729 code for a protein of 242 amino acids.
AUGGAUGUCCAAAAUACGUUUAUUAAUAGAGAAUUAGAAGAAGAAGUUUACAUGCGAUCUCCACCUGGAAUAGAUCAUGCUCCAAAUCAGAGUUAUUAUGAUUGGGCAAUGUUUACACGAUCAUCAACCAAAGGGAUUGUUAUCCUUCUAGUGUACGUGGAUGAUAUGGUUAUAACUGGCAGUGAUAUUGAUGGGAUACACAAUCUUAAAUCUCGUAUAACUGCGUGCUUUCAAAUGAAGGAUCUUGGUUCACUUAGUUAUUUUCUUGGUAUUAAGGUGAGCAAAGAAACUGAUGGUUAUUGUAUUUUUCAAGAUAAAUAUGCGUCUGAUAUCAUUGCACGCUCUGGAAUUACUGAUGCUAAAAUUACAGACACUCCACUUGAAGUGAAUGUCAGACAUGGUCCUUUAGAUGGAACUCUUUUAUCCAAUCCAACCUUAUAUCGACAACUGGUAGAGAGUCUGAACUAUUUAACUAUAACUCGACCUGAUAUAAGUCAUGCAGUGUAUAUUGUGAGCCAAUUCAUGUCAGCUCCCCGUUUUACUCAUUAUGCUGUUGUACUACGAAUACUUCGUUAUCUCAAGGGAACUCUAUACCAUGGACUGCAGUUUUCGUCUAAAUCUCUACUUAUUCUUAGAGCAUACUCUGAUUCAGAUUGGGAAGGAGAUGUUAAAGAUAGGAUAUCCAUUACAAGAUAUUGCUUUUUCCUGGGAGAUUCACUUAUAUCUUAA